AUGGUUACAGAAAGAACAGCAGGUUAUGUUGAUGGCCAAACUCCGCCGCGUUUUGUUCCGUCAACGCGUUUCACCUUGGCGUUACUCGUUUUCUUCGCUUUUGUUGUCCAAUACUCGCAGCGUGUGAAUUUGCCAAUUGCCAUCGUAUGCAUGGUUAAUCGUACCGUUCCAAGUAAUCAUCGGGUACAACUGGUUGAUACGAAAGGAAAUCUUCCAGACCGUGUAUCGAAUAAUAUUGAUGAUUCAUCAAAAGGAAAACAAUCUGGUAACACCCAGAUGAUAAAUGGCCUUUUCGAGAAAAAACAAUUCUUUUGGAAUGAAGAACAACAACAAGAUCUUCUAGGUGGUUAUUGGGCCGGAUACAUAUUUACACAAUCUCUUAUCUCUUCACCUUUACCAUUAGGUGGUUGGUUAGCAACAGUUCUAGGCGCUAAAUGGGUCUAUGCAACUUCUCUUGGUACCAGCUCAUUAGCUACCAUGGCUUUGACCAUAAUGUAUACCAUGCCAAAUACACAUGUUAUCCUUAUUUUUAUUCUCCGCUUUAUCAUUGGCCUCGCGCAUGGUGUCCUUUUUCCCGCCACAGUUGCCUUAUGGUCCUUAUGGGCAGUACCACAAGAAAGAAGUACGUUGGCAUCGAUCGGAUUCUGUGGUACUCAUCUUGGCACAUCUAUUACCAUGUUAACUGGUGGUUUGCUCUGCCGAUAUUUGAAUUCCGGAUGGAUGUACUUGUUUUCUAUGUCUGCUUUUCUCGGCUUCACUUGGCUCGUUUUGUGGAUUUGGUUAACAGCUGACGCCCCGAAUCACCAUAAAACAAUUAGCGCUCACGAACGUGAUUAUAUAUGCAGUCUCACUGGCAGUACAGGAAAGAAACGAACUAUGUCCUUAGCAUCGAUUCCAUGGAAAAAUAUCGUUACGUCAAAACCUCUCAUGGCUUUAAUGGUAACGCACAUAGCUAAUCUAUUCGGUUUAUUUUUCUUCCUGACCAAUUUCGGUAAAAUUCUCACUCAACUUUUGGGACUGCCAGCACAGCUCGCUGGUUAUAUCUUAGCAUUUGGCUUCUUUCUAACAUUGUUAAGCAGUUUAACAUCAGGUAUUGCAACCGAUCAUCUCGUUCGCGCGAAAACUCUAAGUUUAACAAGUGCCAGAAAACUGUUCAAUUCUCUAACAUCAUUUCUGCCAGCUCUCUGCAUGUUAUCAUUCUAUUUUUGUGAUCACACACAAAAACUAUUAGGCAUUAUUACUACACUUGUAUUCUUGGCUAGUUCUGGUCUCGGCUAUGGCAGCGGUUACAUCGUUAAUUUCGCAGAUAUUGUUCCAGCUUACUCAGGUGUUAUCUUCGGUAUUGCAAAUACAUUUGCAUCCCUCGCUGGUUUUAUUGGCAACAUAAUUGCCGGCAAAAUUGUUAAACAGCCGGUGUUAGCACAAUGGAGAAUUUUAUAUAUUAUAUUCGGUAGUGUUUAUGUAAUCGGUGGUAUCGUUUAUCUUCUAUUUGGUUCAGCUAUUCCACGAAAAUGGGCUAAGAUGCAAGCGGCUACUACUAUUGCGAAACAAGAUGAAGCAUUGAGCGAAGAAGAAACGGUGCCAAUGAAUGAAACAAUUUAA
Molecule: messenger RNA, 1602 nt
Organism: Adineta ricciae
Lineage: Eukaryota; Metazoa; Rotifera; Eurotatoria; Adinetida; Adinetidae
Source: the annotation of a GenBank genome assembly